Chara braunii is the source of this 2461-nucleotide messenger RNA. The record is from the annotation of a GenBank genome assembly. NCBI's taxonomy places the organism in Eukaryota, Viridiplantae, Streptophyta, Charophyceae, Charales, Characeae.
GUUAACGCACUGCUGGCCAGAUUGGUGAUUGAACUCCUCUGCGGUAAGUCGGAGCACCCGUGGAAGGAGCUGGCGGUGGACAUCCUCAUGAAAGAAUGGGAGUUAAGAAGAAGGGAAGAUGUUUGGCUGGCCCUCCUCACACCUUCUUUUGUGAAAGGGCCCAUGAGCUCCCCAGUCUGGCGGGAUAUACUUCGAGCUUGGUCACACGUUAUGCCGAUACGUAUCAAGGUCCCCCACACCAAGGAUGAGAUUCUCGCUCAGCAAAUCUUUGAGAACACAUUUAUCUGUGAUGACAGCGGGAUCCCCUGGUCAGCCAGUAAUGGCACAGGACAGUUCGGCAAAAGCUGGAUACAAAGGGGGAUCUCGAAGAUCACGGAUCUGUGGAACCAGGAGCUGGUGCAAUGGAGAUCUGCAGCGGAACUGAAAACGCACCUGCAUCAUUUAAGGGCAGUCCAAGAAAGACUGCAUGGCAUACCGAACAGUAUUCCAGCAACUUGGAAAGAGAUCCUGGCAGACCCAUUCGCCGCUUAUGAAGGGCACUGGGUGGUACAAGGCGGACCGGCUGCCCCUUCAGAGGUAUGGAAGGUUGAAGCCAUAUUGGACCAAGAUUAUGCUGCGGUCGCUCCUUAUAAUCUCUUGGAGAAGGAGGCCAGGGAGGGAUUUGUCUUGCAAGCGGCAGAAGAAAAGGUGGUGCCGCUACAACGGAUCUCGUCGGUAGUGGUCUGCACCAAGAAGGCAAGAAAUGGCGACGAGGAAUUUUUCUGCCCUAUGGGGGUUACACCGGUGGGACAAUUGAAGGUCAUUCCCACUGCGCUCGGGACAGGUUCGGACUACAGUUUUGGACCGGGUUCGGACUACAAGUCAUCUCACGGGUUCAGCGAAGGUUCAGCCAACAGUCAGCGAAGGUUCAGCGAACGUUCGAAGGUUCAGCGAAGGUUUAAGGUUUCGUCAACAGGUUCGGUAAUCCGAGCACAGGCUCAGCCAAGGUUCGGGGAACAGGGUCCGGGAUCCGGCUCAGCGAAGAAGGUUCAGUUCGGAAAUCCGAGCACAGGCUCAGCGAAGGUUCAGCGAAGGUUCAGCGAACAGCAGCCAACAGCCUGCGCAACGAACACUUACCGGUUGGUCGAGAUCGGGAUUGCCGGAAUCUUCGGCUUGCUACGACUGAGUGAUGACGUGUACGGUCGGGAUCGAUAUGAUCUCGUGCACGAUCGGGAUCGAUAUGAUCUCGUGCACGAUCGGGAUCGUCCGUACGGGCGAUGGAGCGGGAUGGCGGGAACGCAGAGCGACAUGGAAUGGCCAGAUAAGGAUCCCGACAAGGUGGAGUUUAGUCACCGGCAUCAGGGGGCGAUCAUCGUCGAGCGGGGAGGAGGGGAGAAUGGGAGAAGGAGGAGAUCGCGACCCAUGAGUCGAUUUCGUCGCCUCCUGUCGCUUCGCCGGCUCGCCCUCUUCUCCCGCGGCUCUCAUCAGUCGGGAUCUCGGUCUCCCGCGCUGCUUUCGGAUCUCUCGUCCCGAUCCCUGUCCUCUUCGUUCGACACGUCGGACGGGACGUACGGAUUGGAGUGUCAUUACGCCGACCUGGGCCAGAGCAUCUUGGAUAUCCUGCUGUGGAGACGGCCGAUGACGACGCUGCUGGCCGUUGCAUGUGGCAGCUUGAUGUAUUACCACGUGGUUUUCCGCCACAGGUCGAUGGUCUCCUUGAUUGCUGACGUGGCACUCGUGCUGGCCUGCGCUACGGUCGUCUUGUACCAUUUGUCGAAUCUGUUCUCGUCGAGCUUGAAGAUGGAUUUGGCGGGAAAGUGGGAGCUGUCUGAAGAUUCGGCCUAUCGGAUAACGGCUUUUGGCGCGAACACGAUCGGCGCGGCCGAGGGGGUUAUGAGGAUAGCAGCGAACGGAUCAGAUUACAAGUUGUUUGUCAAAGUGAUGAUUGCGCUUUGCUCGAUGUCGUUGAUUGGCAGAGUGGUGUCGGGACCAACCUUCAUCUUCAUCUGUAUGUGGAUGCUUUUUACCAUCCCGGUGAUUCUGUCGUGGGUUGGGAUCGAGACAGAUCUGUGCUUCGGUCGACGACCGCUGCUUCUCGGGAACAUUUAUCGGUCGCCGACCGGCUCGUCACGAUCUACUGCUUUCCCAAUCAUCGAGAGCAGCAGAGCUCUUGAUGUUCAUGCGCAUGCCGAUGCUGCUACUGAUGAUGAUGAUGAUGAUGAUGAUGAUGAUGAUGGUCAUGAUGAUGAUGAUGAUGGAUUUCUAGAUCAUGAUGACAACCACCGCUCGGAUUCGUACAGUCCCGAUCCCUACAAUCUCGAUUCGCAGAGUCUCAAUCCCUACAGUCUCGAUGCCUACAAUCUCGGUCCGUACAGUCUGGACCCCCCCUACGGUCCCGAUCCCAAGUCUUACUAAUGAUUAUGUGACCGAGUGAGCCGCAUAUUUUUUUAUUUUUUUUUUUAAAUCAAAACCAAUUUCAAUU